UGUGUGUGUGAGUGUGUGUGUGUGUUAUCAGUGACGACACCUCAGUGUAAACAGCCAUGGCUGCCCUGCGCAGGCUGAUCUCUUUACUGGCUACCAGCUUCAGAGCAGCAGGGAGACAACAAACCUCCUCGGAGGUUAAAGCGACUAAAGCGCUGAGAGUGAUCGCAGCUGGAGCCGCUGCGGCCGGAGCUGCUGCUUCCUAUUAUUAUUACCGGCAGUAUUACAGCUGCCCGGUGGUCGGUAGGCGCUCCGGGCUGAAGAGCCAUGUCGAGGCUCGACUCUUUCAUCUGGCGCUGCCAUCAGUCUCUGCCACCGAUCAGGGCCGGACCUAUGGUCUGGAUGAUGGAGACGUGUACAUGUCGUCCAAUGAAAACAGAUUUCGCCUGUUCAGUUCUGUGGAGCACGAGGGCCAGCUCUUCAUGACGCCACUCAACUUCAUCGAGUCCGUCUCUGUGAAUGAACCCAAGAGUAGGAGAGCAUGGAAGUCCCUCACAAAAAAGGACUUAGAGAAGAUGCUGGCUGAUACCCCGCCUGUUUGGAAAGGAUCAUCCAAUUUGUUUAGAAAUCUUCGUGAACGAGGUGUCAUCAGUUACACAGAAUACCUCUUCCUCCUCUGCAUUUUAACAAAGCCCCAUGCAGGCUUCAGGAUUGCUUUCAACAUGUUUGAUGCGGAUGGGAAUGAAAUGGUGGACAAAAGGGAGUUCAUGGUGCUGGAAGAAAUUUUCCGUAAGAAAAAGGACAGAAAGGAAGUUGCUGAAGACGUGCAAAGAUUUGACCAGCAGAGCCUGCAGCUGUACGGUCAACGCAAAUCCCAGCCGCACAGUGUUCUUAAAAAAGACAGUCAGCAUGUGGAGGCCCGGGGCAUGUGGGAUGUUCUCAGACGUGGCACAAGUCAAGUUCUGUUUUCUGAUCUCACCGAGAAUGUGGAUGACAAGACAGAGACGACGCUGCUGGUGCAUUUCUUUGGGAAAAAAGGCAAAGCCGAGUUGAAAUUUGAAGAGUUUUACAAGUUCAUGGACAACCUGCAGACAGAGUUGCUCGAGAUAGAGUUCCUCUCCUACUCCAAAGGCCUGCCCACCAUUGGCGAGGAAGACUUCGCUCGGAUCCUCCUUCGCUACACCAACGUGGACGACGUCAGCGAGUAUUUGGAGAACGUGCGCCACAGCUUGCCGGAUGAAAAGGGAAUCACCUUUGAGGAGUUCAGGUCCUUCUUCCAGUUCCUAAACAACCUGGAGGAUUUCACCAUCGCCAUGCAGAUGUACAACUUCGCCAACCGCUCCAUCGGUCAAGAGGAGUUCACCCGCGCCGUCUACGUGGCCACGGGCAUCAAGCUGACCCGCCACCUGGUCAACACGGUCUUCAAGAUCUUUGACGAGGAUCGCGAUGGUAAACUCAGCCACAAGGAGUUCAUCGGCGUCAUGAAGGACCGGCUGCACCGCGGCGGCGGGGGUGUCAGAGGGGAGGAGAAGUUCACCUCUUUUAAGUCCUGCAUGAGGAAGGAGCUUUCAGGCAAAUAGGUGGAAAUCCCAUCAUCACUGCAUGUCUUAACUUGACGAGCUGGGCCUCCUCUGCUCUCUACCAGGACAGAAGGGUUAAUGCAUGUUGCAGCGUCUUAUUGCACUAUGUUAGAAGUCUUUAAAUGAACAGGAUGUGGUCGGCCUAAUGGGAAGCUGUUGCAAGUGGUCAAACAAACAAAAAUGACCCAUUAUGAACCUAAAUCUACUUAACGCGGGACUCUAAAUUGGAGUUUGUGUAACUGCUUUUAUCUGCUCAGAAGAUAUUUAACUAUUUAUUGAGUACUUGUAAAUAUAUUUAUCAGUUUAAGAUUGUUAACUUGACUUUAUUUAUUUAUCUAAAAGUCCAACGUUGUCUUAUUACCGCUCUGCCAGUGUGUGUUGUUCAGUUCGAUUCUCCUUUUCUGUACGGCGGCAGCAUUGCUAACAUACUUCGCCCUUCUGUCGGCUCUGCAGCCCCCCUGCACAGAUCAGCUUAGGACAACGCCUCCCCUCCUCCCUAUCCUCCUCCUUCUCCUCCUCCCCCUCCUCCUCCUCUUCCUCCUCCUCUCUCCCAAAGCGCUGCAGCUAAAAUCCUCCAUCCCCUAGAGCCAGCAGGCCUGAACAAACUCACUCAGUCUGCGGAGGCUUUUCCACUGUUUAACUACGGGCAGCUAACAGUGUUAAUCAUUUCUUAGCUAGUCAAAGACGAAGUGCUAUUUUCACGCCACUGGCAGGGAUGACCUCUUUAUAAAUAAAUAUGCAAAAUAUUGAAGCCAUAUGUUUGUUCCACUCUUGGGACGCUCAGCUUAAAUUCGUUUUGGAGCAAUGACCUUCCCUUUACACUCUGUAAGGAAGAGUUUAUCUUCUUUAUAGAAAUCCUUACUUGUACUACUGUACAGUGUUACUGAGGGAUUCUUGAUGGCUGGUGUAAUGUUUGCUUUGGGUGGAGUGUUGUACUGAAAAAGAUAUCAACAUGUUAUGUGAUGUAAUGUUAACCAGACUGAUGUAUUUAUAUUUCAGACUACUUUCUGUUUUGAGUUUGGAUUAGUUAGUCUACCUCUUGAAGAAUUUCGGAAACUUCUCGCCAUAUGUCAUUCUCUUAAAUCAGGCCUCGACUGUUACAGUGAUGCAUUUAUAAUGACAUGGUACAAUAAAUAUAAUGUCAAAUA
Messenger RNA from Sebastes umbrosus (honeycomb rockfish), 2665 nucleotides. It is a transcript of the gene micu3b, whose product is annotated as mitochondrial calcium uptake family, member 3b. Gene Ontology annotation, cellular component: uniplex complex. The coding region runs from base 57 to 1517 and encodes 486 amino acids. Gene Ontology annotation, molecular function: calcium ion binding. The record is from RefSeq and is a predicted model, not a curated record. NCBI's taxonomy places the organism in Eukaryota, Metazoa, Chordata, Actinopteri, Perciformes, Sebastidae. Gene Ontology annotation, biological process: mitochondrial calcium ion homeostasis; calcium import into the mitochondrion. The transcript has 15 exons.